CACCACCACCACCUAAUACAACCACCCUAACGCAUGACGAUAUAUCGCCCGGAAGAUGGACAUCCUACUGGGCCGCGUGACGCAGCAAGCGAUGAACUACGCCAUCCGCUCCGGCAUCACCAUCACCGCAACCUACGCCAUCAAGCAAUGCGGCCGCCUCCUCAAAGAGGCCCCCCGCAGCAAAGACCGCGAGGAACUGAUGCAGUUGCAACUCCGCCUCGACAGCAAAAUCCGCAUCAUCUCCCCCGCCAUCGACAUGAUUGAGCUCAUCUCCGCCCGUGGCAACACUUCUCUGGAGACCGCCGCAACCCUGACGCGCGAUAUCCGGUAUGAGAUCCAGCGACUCGGCGUGCGGCUGAGUAAUGCUGCUAAUGACGAGGAAAUGCUCAAGCGGAAGAGCAGCCGUGCCAAGUCGAGAGAGGAGACGGAACGGGAGCUCAAAGCUAUCAUUUACCAGAUCAAGAAUCUACUAACAAGAAUCGAGGACGCAAUCCCGCUGAUCAACCUCGCCAUCACCACCUCUGGCGUAAAUCUUUCCACACAAUUGAGUGGCACCAUCAGUCCAAGUCGCUUACUGCAAGCUUCCACCUUCCUCACCGCGGCGGAUAGCAAGUACGCCGCAGACCCAGGAAUCAGACAGCAAGUGGGUCCGACGUAUACACUAAGUCUGUACAUGCUCUUUGCCAGUCACGCCUGGAGACCCGUCGACGAGGCCGGCGUUCGCGAAACGACCUGGAAAGAAGUCAUCCACAAAGCCCACGUCAAGCUUAUCCGUGUGCCGCAUGAACAACUCAACACUCUACCAGGCGAUCAACCGACCCGUAAUAGUUCGGCAGGUGACUUCCUGCAUGCGGAUGCGAAGGCGUCAGAAUUCGCCUACCAACUCCUCCUCAUUGAAGACCUGGACGACGACCGCGUGCAUGCCUUCGAAGACAACGUACCCCAACCAGGUCCCUUCGAUGAUGUACCCAACGCUGGGAUCCGGGAUAUCAUCCCCGUCCAUCAGAUAUCCAAAAUCUUCUACGCCGAUACCGGCAAAAUCCUCAACAUCGGCGGCGGCGACGGAGAGAACGAUAUACACAAUCCCGUCUUGCUCCUGAAACGCGAUCCUGCCGCCGAACCGCCCAGGAGGCUGCUGCGACGCUCGCAGAUGGAGAGGGAGUAUAGCUAUUUCGACUCGCCCGCGAGCGUUAACGGUGCGGCUCGCGGGAGUGUGGAUGUGGAUGUGGAUGAUACACAGUCGGAAGUGGAUGCGCAGUUUGAGCGGGAGUCGCGGGCUGGUACGCCAUCGUGGGAGGCGUCUCAGCAGGCGGGUGCGAAUCAAAGUUGGCGUCUACCCGCGGAUUUGGACCCGGAAUGGAUGGCGUUUGAAGUCUACGCUGAAGAUUCCGACAGCGAGAACGACGACGACAACGAAGCUAUUCCCACUGGACGUACACAUAACCACCACCCCUCCUCCCGCCAAACCGCCGUCGGCCCAGAGCUGGUCGGUGCGCUGUCGAAACUCCAGCUCCGGUCUUCAACCUCAACUUCAGCCUCCUCCCCAACAACCAAAAACGGCGUCCUGAUACCCUCUCUUCACCCAACAGCGUCAGUCCAACCAACGUUGCCGAUCAAAACAACCCUCUCCCUCUUAGAAAUGCUCCUGAAACUCACCGCCGUGCAGCAAUUCCGGCAGACGUCGCAUCUGACCAUCGAGGAUGAGUUGUUGAAUUUCUUUCUUAGGGAGAACGCUACUGCGGGCACGACGGGCUUUAACAAGGACCGGCGCCAACGCAUCCGCCGUGAUGCGAUGCGAAGGGUGGGGUUUGAUCCUUAUGACGAGUCGCCCGUUAAGCAGAGCAGAGGGGUGGGGUAUGUGCAGCAGCGUGCCGGCGGUGGUGGACAAGCGUUCGACUCUCUGCCGCACCCACAGCAAGAGCAGCUGUUGCCGUAUGAGGAGGCGUACGGUUACGAUCAUGACGACUAUCAGGAUGACUUGCAGUACCCGGAGCAGUAUCCGGAGCAUAGACAAGGACAGGCGCAGACGCAGGCGCCGAUCGCGCACCACAAUCACGAGUACGAACACCCGUACGACCGCGACCAUCAGGAGCAAGGCCAUGACCACCCACCCCCGGCCUCCUCCCCGCUCGACCGUCCACGAUUCUGUCGCGAUCCGCUAUCGCCACGGCCAUUGUUACUGCAGCAAACACCCUCCCGCACCUCCACGCCUGGAUCUAGUACGGGUAACAACAGCAGUAGUGAACGGCAUCGGCUUACGGUACGGGCGAAGUACGGUGGAGGAGGGGGUCGGGGUGUAAGCUCGUCGUUGACCGGUACGCAGGGCGGUAGUGGUGGUAGUGGCGGUAGCGGUGGGUAUGGUGGCGGUGCGAUGCAAACGCCCCCAAGUACGGUCAGAAGUCGUGAGGCGCUGUUGAGGACGAAUAGCAGUGAGGUGAAGGUUCGGAGUCCGUUGGGGAGGGAGGUUAGAGACAUGACUCGUCAAAGGGUUGGGAGGGGUGUGCGUGAGCACGAUGUAGAGGGAAGAGAGGCGGAGGCGGGAGGGGGGUCACGAGUGGUGAGGGAGUAAAGACUGCGCACGAAGGACCGAGGCCUGCGAUCGAGAGCGGGGGAGUUUGAGUGUGGGCUUUAGCGUGGCGCUGGUGUUUGUGUUCUCCGCCUCCGUCUCCGUGUGGGUGGGGAGGGUGGAGAGAAGGUUUGUAUGGAGAUACCCCCUAAGCGUAUAGAUAAGUACUAGUCUUCGCAAUGCAUCGCACGACAAAGGUACGUAGGUUAGUAGGUUGCUUCCGUGCUUCCGUGCAUCUAUGCAUCUAUCGAUCUAGCCAAUCUUCCUUUCUACCAAAUUAGACCGCCUGCCAACACCGUGCCGCAAACUGCCAUGCAAGUCCAGCCCCUCCAUCUAAAUGUCGUCGUUUAAAGGUAUCAUGACUCAUGACUCAUCAACUCACCACUCGACUCGGAAACUCGUCAAACCUUCGCCUGCACCUCCACCCCCCUCACCCCC
Molecule: messenger RNA, 3004 nt
Organism: Baudoinia panamericana UAMH 10762
Lineage: Eukaryota; Fungi; Ascomycota; Dothideomycetes; Mycosphaerellales; Teratosphaeriaceae
Exons: 1
Coding region: 56-2569 (837 amino acids)
Cellular component (GO): cytoplasm; nucleus
Molecular function (GO): GTPase regulator activity
Source: RefSeq, a predicted model, not a curated record